Messenger RNA from Insectozyma verbasci, 771 nucleotides. The record is from the annotation of a GenBank genome assembly. Lineage: Eukaryota; Fungi; Ascomycota; Pichiomycetes; Serinales; Debaryomycetaceae.
AUGCAUGUUUUGUUGCUAUUUUGUUUUAUAAUUGUACAUUUCCGAUUUAUAAUAGCCAUUGACACAGCUUAUUAUCAGUACAUUGAUUUAACAACUAAUUCAACGACGUCAGUCCUUUCAGAUGAACCCAAAGUAUAUGCAUUGAACUCAAUAGAUGAAAUAUCUUCGCAUAUAGAUAAAUUAAAAGAUAAGUCCAGUAUUUUCUUCUUCAAAUUAACUCAAUCUACUUUACAAUAUAAUCAUAAGUAUCAUAAAUGGACGGAAAUACUUAAAACUAAUCCAUUGGAUACUUUGAAAAUCAGACCUUAUGAUUACUGGUUACCCGCUACUCACUGUCUUGAUUCAAAAGAUGGAAAUGGUGGAUAUUUACGAAGAGACAUUUAUAUUGAGGUUGAAUUAUCAAUUGAAAAUUAUAUUGAUUUACACUUUGGUUUUAUUCCUAUUGGAUUUAGUGUUGGUGUUAAUCUAGCUAUGGGUGUUAGAGUUGGUUAUGGAAUGUUGUUAAUACUAACUUUCAAUUGUGAUUUAUAUGAAAAUGAAAUUGUUCAAUUGGUUUAUAAACCAAAUUAUAUGACUAUUCCACCAUUAACAUUUAUUGAGUAUAAGCUAAGAAAGAGAAGAUUAGAGAAAGGUAAGGUUAAACUCAUAACACCGUUUCGAAUGUUAGUCAUUGAUGCUCCACAACAUAAAUGUUUAAGAAGUAAUCAACCAUCAGAUUUAAUGUGCUCAAUUAAACAAGAUAUAAAGAAACAAAAAAUUUUCCUUCAUUAA